UAAUCCAUUUUUGCAUAACGAAAACAGUACCACCAGUAGUAGACCAGUUUACAUUUUGUCGGAACAGAAACUUUGAAAGCAUGAACUAUGAAUUUUGAUCUUAUUACAAGUGUAGUGAGGACGGAAAAGGAUGGCCAGUUUCUACGUAGGCCUAGUGGAAAUCUGGAAUGUGAUGGCAUUUCACUCCCGAUGCAGAACAACAGCACCGGACGCAAGAGGGGCGGGUCUCGGGAUGCAGAUGGGGACCGACGUCGGAGGGGACAUCGCCGGCAGACCAGACCCCGGGCGGUCACUGCGGACCAGGCUGCAGCGCCACAUCAUGCCUAGACGAUGCCUCCACUACGUCGACGGCAUGGGGGACUAUAUAUCUAAAGUAUUAGUCUGCCCGGGAGGCCACAGCUGCGAUCGCAUACGAAACGUAAACGAGAAAUACGACAAGAUAUUGCUAUAAGGCUGCGUUCCCUCCAGAGGAGUUAAUUGAACUCCUUGUGUGGUGUUUUUUUUAUUAUUUCUGUAUUGAAAACCCCCCCAAAAAAACUAAUAGUCUGCAAUGUUCAAAACUGUGAAAUCGGCCAUUGAGCCGAUUCGAACUCUUGACUAUUUGCGGGCGAUAUACUCUCUGACGGAGGUCUGGCUGCAGGAUCGACCUCGCAAGGCUAAGUGGAAGACGAAAGGGAAAGAGUCCAGGUGGGACGAUCCAAACAACGGAGAUCCAAAGAGUAGGAGAAAACCAAAUCAAGAGAAAAUAGAAGAAAAACUCAAAGUUGACAUUCCACGCUGUUUGCAGCUGAAUAAAGUUCCAGAUAUGUAUCUGCAUGAAGUCAAAGUCCUAAAUUCCUACAUCAGUGAAGGCAAAGAUCCAGAAAAAUUGAAGGAUCUAAGGAAACAGGUACACAUUCGAAAAUGUCUGCAACAUUUUUUGCAAGGUGUCCAGAUGCAUGAUGCCCUUUCUGGCGAGGACGAAAUAGAGAUGGACAGACGACUUCAGAACGAGCAACAAAUUAUGAACAAAAUUAAGGAACUAAGUGAGAAAUUUCGAUGCUUAGGAACGUUAGGCUCUCCAAAAGAAGAAAGUUCAUCUAAGGGAAUGUGUGCUGCCAUCUGCACUGAUGGUGCGAGUUUGCCAAUAUUACCAGAACUGAUGGAUUUCUCGUCAACAGAUAAUGAAUCAUUUACAUCGAGCUCGUCAACAGACCAACGAUUUCUGUCCACCCCAUCGGCAGAUUCAAGUCAAUUCUGUCUGUCUAACAUUCCAAGUCCAUCACAUGCUUCCACAGAUCAAAGUCCAUCACAUGGUUCAACAGAUCAAAGUCCAUCACAUGUUUCAACAGAUCAGAGUCCAUUAGAUCAGUGUCCAUCACAUAGUUGCACAACACAAAGUCCAUCACAUGUUUCCACAGCUCAAAGUCCAUCACAUGUUUCAACAGAUCAGAGCCCAUUAGAUCAAUGUCCAUCAUAUAUUUGUACAGCACAAAGUCCAAUACAUGUUUCCACAGCUCAAAGUCCCUCACAUGUUUUUACAGACGAGGCUUCAUCCAGCGUAACAACAGAUACAAGUCCAUUUCACAAUUCUACAGACCAAAGUCCAUCUCGGAUCUCUACAGACCAAAGUCCAUUCCAUGUAGCUACAGAACAAUAUCCAUCUCCGAUUUCUACAGAACGAAAACAUUCUCACAUUUUUGCAGACCAAAGUCCACUUCCGAUUUCUGUGGAACAAAGUGCAUUCCAUUUGAGUAUAGACCAAAGUCCAUUCGAUGUGGACAAAGGCCAAAGUCCAUCAGCUAUUUCUACAGAGCGGAUUCCAUCACACCUAUCCUACCUAACGACAAGAGCCAACCCUGGAAGCAGACGAGAAAGUGAACGAAUAAGUUCCUACGAUGAUCAGACUCGUUUAGCUAACACAGCUCUCAAAGAUCUAAAUUCGUUAUUAAAUAAGUGCUUGGAAACGAUCAAUAAAAACCAAGACUUGAUAUUUCAACCACCAUUGACAGACACACAAACAACUGAAAAAGAACUAAGGAUUCCUUGUAACUGGGAAGCAUCUCCUUUACCCUCAACAGCAGACCACGAUUCGACCAGACGAGACGAGUCAUUAUGUGUCUUACACGCGGGAGGGAACGAGAGACACGAUCUUCAGAUGCAGACAUCAUCAUCGGUCAACGACGAUACUACAAUAGAUUAUUAUUUUCCAGACGAGGCAAUGGUUGGUGUAGAUACGUCAGUGAACGGUAUGGGGACUCUGUCUGUGGAUACAUGUGAUGGAGACAUGAAUACAUUCCUUGAGGAACUUCUGUCAGAAACUUUUAAUGAUCCUGCAGCCAGAAUCCCAUUGUAGAUAGAUUUUUGUAGUCUAGUUUUUGUAUUGGAAGACAAUGUCUCUUCGUCAAACCUUUCAAGUUUAAUUUUCAGUUUUGGGUGUGACGAACAAAAUUCAAGUUGGAUUUGUCAGUGAAAGAAGAAACAUUAUUUAUGCUAGUCUUUGGGAUAAACACUGACUAAUUUUGACAUUUUGGACGAAUUUAAUUGCAAGUAAAUUCUAAUAGCGUUACUCGAAGGUAUAUAUUUUGAAAUAUAUUUUUGGAAACUAAAUUUAUUUGUGAGAUUUACGAAAAUUAAUGACAUUGUUUCAAAUUUGUAUUUUUUUAAUAAAGCUUUCUAUUUCUUUUUA
Messenger RNA from Gigantopelta aegis, 2668 nucleotides. RefSeq lists its product as uncharacterized. The record is from RefSeq and is a predicted model, not a curated record. Bases 551 to 2335 code for a protein of 594 amino acids. Lineage: Eukaryota; Metazoa; Mollusca; Gastropoda; Neomphalida; Peltospiridae. The transcript is spliced from 2 exons.